Tricharina praecox is the source of this 1657-nucleotide messenger RNA. RefSeq names its product Paf1-domain-containing protein. Gene Ontology annotation, cellular component: Cdc73/Paf1 complex. The coding region runs from base 124 to 1452 and encodes 442 amino acids. The record is from RefSeq and is a predicted model, not a curated record. Gene Ontology annotation, biological process: transcription elongation by RNA polymerase II. The transcript has a single exon. Gene Ontology annotation, molecular function: RNA polymerase II complex binding; chromatin binding. NCBI's taxonomy places the organism in Eukaryota, Fungi, Ascomycota, Pezizomycetes, Pezizales, Pyronemataceae.
GGCUGUUUACAUCGUGUCACUCGGGAUGUGUGAGUUAGGGCUAGUCUAUCUGUGCUGUUGCUAUAUAUCUCGAUCACAGUGGCUACUGCCAGCUCCACGACAAUUCAUCACAAACUCCAAACAAUGCCAUUCUCCUCCUCGAAGCGGCCGGCAGCUUCAAGAACCCACCCCCAAGAGUACAUCGCGCGCAUCCGCUUCAACAAUACUCUCCCCGCCCCUCAUGGUUCCCCGAAGCUGCUCAACAUCGCCAACACCGCCUUCUCGCAAUACACCUCUCCCGCCUUCGCCUCAGAGCUGGCGCGGUCGAUGCCAAUCAACAUCGAGCCAGACUGCGAACUCGGCAUGCCACUGGACCUACUCCCCCUCUCUUGCGCUCUGUCAGGGGACCUAACCCCGCUGUGUCCGCUCCUCCCCCCACAGGCACUCGACCCCCGUGACCGCGCCCUGCUGCGCACCCCCGCCUCCCUCGGCAAGCCUGCGCACAGCCUCGUCACCGGCGGCAGCAGCGUCUCCUUCCUGCGGCGCACGGAGUACAUCUCGUCCGAGCAGGCGAAGUCGUCGUUUCGCUCGACGACGUCGCGACAACUCGUUGCGCUCUCGGGGAGGGCGCGGCGCUCGGCGGUGGCGGCGCCGGCGCCGAGCCCCCAGGAUAAUGACCCCGUAUGCAUCCUCGCCGCGGUGCUGAGGGGGUUUGAUGUGGCGAAUCCGGGCGUAGAUGGUGCCGUGACGUAUUCCGCGUUUGAGGAUAGCAAGGCGGCGGACGCGGAGCGUAGCUGGAGGACCCUGAAACAUCCGGUCAAACACGGCCUCAAGCCGCUCGAGACGUUCCCGCUGAUCCCGCACCUCGAGGGGAUGAGCGAUUCGGGCGGGUACUUGCUCGCCAUAUUCCAGUCGUCGCCGACGGAUGAGGACCGCGACGGCUGCAGAGACUACAGGGUCGACGUGGGCCUGCUCACGCCGGCAGAGCCCACCGACUGCAUCAGCGAGGAGGGAACAUACUUCUUCGAUCUGUACGUCCCGCACUCCAACCGCACCGCCAAAGCCGUCAAGCGCAAACUCGCCGACACAGAGGACUUGGAAUUUGACGACGACCGCAAGUUCCUCUACAAGUACGUCCGCCGCUACGAGGCGCGGGAUCCGUUUGAUGCUGGAUACACGGCGUUCGAUACGCAGCCCGAUGAGGUAGCGAUGUGUCUGCAGGCCGGCGACAAAGAGGGAGGGCCCCGUGGAGCGUACUUCUAUCCCAUCCAUGCAAAGUACAGCCUCCGGCCAAAGGGGAAGACGAAGUUCGCCCACCUGGGUGAUUUGGAGAAGGAGGAGGGGCCAGAUGCGGAGGCGAUUAAGCUCAAGAUUAGGGACCUCAACCACGUAGAGAAGUGGAAGAGGGCGGGAAAUGUUGCGUGCUACGAGGGUAAGGGAGGUGAGCCACGGACCCCGCCGAGACGAUCAUAGGGGUGCUUUUGACGAUCUUGACGAUCUUGACGAGUGAUGAUGACGAUGAUGACGAUGAUACCCCAUAGUAAAUGACAGACGAGUAAUUGAAGUGUAGAAGCCUCAACUAUGUGCAGGCCCAAUCGUGAUACCAUCGCCCUCAAACAUAUCGCAUUGUGAUCAUUCGCAAUUCAUUCCUUGGCACCUCUCCUUUGCCUAGUAGUUG